GCAUGUCCUCCAAGAGCCGGUCGGAGUCCGAAGGUCGGUGGAUGCCAUUGCUUGGUUUUGGGGGGUGGUGUGAUGGGUCCCGGGACCAGAAUCGACCAAUUCGAGUUCUGUCCUUGUCCGUCCAGGGGUUAAAUGGCACCCUAGGGACACAGAGUUCCGGGAAAAAACAAUGAUAAGCUAAUUCUGGUCCGGCUAGUUUGUCUGAGGCACAGCCGAUGUCUGUGUGUGUGCUUUUUCUCUUUUCUACCUCGCAGCCUCUUUUUAGCUUUGUCUUACUGGGCCAUAUGACAUGGUGAUGCCGAAACCCGCCAGUGGCCACGAUAGCGGGACAGGACAGACCCUGAUUCAAGAAGUUACAUAGAUAGGUACGUACCUAAGGUAUGGAUGGUGGCAACUCAAAAAUCAUUUCACGGAUCCCACGUUUUAUGGAUAUGGAGGAAUUGGGCGUGGGCCUCUUUGCUGAUCAUAUGGUCUAUCAAACGCAACACCAAACCCAACUCCAACUCCAAUUGCAUACAUAGACAUACACAACUCGAGAUUUGUGCAGCGUGCCGGCCCGGUAUACUGUACUCAGUGGUAUACAUAGGAGUAUCUUGUCUAUCAUCGUAUGACGGGAAGAGGUGAAAACCAUUCCCCAGACGAUUGUGAUGUCGUGUCGUGCAGUGUGUCAUGUGGGGGCAAAUCAUGCCUAGAUUGAGCCUGACAGGCACCCUUUUCCAGAUGUUCCAAGCUUCGCGAACACACGAGAAGUCUGUCUUCUCUUGGAGGGGUAGCCUUGGACAUGAUGCAGACAGACAGAAAGAAAGAAAGAAAGGGUGACAACUAAUCUCGCAGCAACUCGCUUUAACUGUCCAACGCGGUAGCAACCAACGAGCGGCAUCGACUUUAUCCAACUCUCUGUUGAGUGUCUGCCUUUUGAUCAUUAAGCACACUCUUUAUCAAACCCAAGGCGUUUAUGGGAGCGCUAAUAACCCCAGUAUCAACGUCAUUAUGGGGAUUAACCCCGGCCAUGUCCCCUCAACUCAAAGGCACGGGGCCGGAGAACCCCGCUGGGAGCGGACCGGGACCGAUCUUAAGUCAGGGUCGUGCGAGGUCUCGAUGCUGACAUUUGUUUUUGGCGAAGGGAUCAAUCAGUCACAGAGUGUUGAAACGGGAGUCUAGAAGCGGAAUUUUUCACUAUUGGAAGAACAAUAUCAGUCUGUCGGUUGGCGAAGAUGAAACUACUGUCUACUCAUCAAGGCCUAUGGUCCUUUUUAGAGACUAAAACAAUCAUCUUGAUAGUCGGGCUCUCCGAUUCCUGGCUGCAUUUUACCUCUUCAUGGUGGUACAUGUACAUGCCUUUCACUGCCUCAGAAUCUCUUGCAAGUCGUUUUGCCCAGUGCAUCAUUCUUCACUGGCUCUAUUUUCUCUCCUCUUCGUAUGUGCUGCGGCUCUUUCGAAUUCAUCCGUCUUUCGUAUCUACUGUAGUUAGAAACCAAGGCACAAGACCCCCACAAGGCAUGCACAGGAAGCUGUGGACAUCAAAUGCACUGGUAGGUGUGUACUGCCACCAUCUUCAUAUACCAGUCGACUAUACAAUUCGUAUGAUAUCGGCUUCCCUCUGUGCAAAAUGAAGCCAUACAAAGUCAACCUUGUCUGCGGUUGCUCUCCGGCCAGUUUGCAACGUAUUGAGCCUCCUAAGUUCGAAAUCGGAGCUCAGCAAGCAUCGCUCCUUGUGUACCACAAAGAUGCAGGUAUGGAUCGUUGGUGUUCCAACUUGGGUUACAUUUAUGCAUGUAUUAACCGGAAUGGCGCGAACGAAACAUGCCCAAGAGCCGCCAGUGUGUCCGUGCAUGCUAUGAUCUGAGGUCUCCCCUACACGGAUCAUGAUGUUGCUCAGUGGUGAGAUUAUCUGAUGCAAGCUGACAUGGGGGACCACACACAAUCACACACUGCCUUGUAUGACGCCUAACACUUGUUUGAAAGGAAGGACAUUAGGCUCAAGCCUGAGACCUACUUUCAAGAAGGUCAGAUACCAGCAAACAAGGUGCCAUUAUGUUGGGAAUUUGUUGACAUGGCCAAUACCGCCUGCUGAGUCCGUCGUGUUAAACCUGAGCCAAGGCUCUCUCUCUAGUAAGGGUACAUCUGGAACAAGCUGGAUUCUUUGUCCAACCCUGGCUGUUUACUCCCAACGUGAGACGGGACUGCAAGCCACACCGAGAUCACAACGUGGUGCCUGGAUAAGUAGAAAGAAUUGGCGGUGCUGGCGUCACUGCAGUAUGAAACUAUCCAUGACCGAAUGAUCUGACCUGAGCAUCGAAUCAGACCCGAAAUCUCACUGAUGACUACGUCAGGGUUUAGUUCAUACCGUCUUGUUUGUGUUCUUUGUGUUUGAGAUCAUUUCCAAUCCAUGAAGCAUCCGCUGUGUAGCAUCUUUAUAUUUCACUGUGACUGCAUAGCCUACACACUUUCGUUAUGCGGGUGGUCCUCAAGAGUUAGGCUGUGAUCUUGUGAUCACUCGCGUCUGGACAAACAAAUACCGUUGCCAUAAAAUAUUUUUGAUCAGAAUGAACCAGACUCAAGAUAAUUCCAGGUUUCUGUUGAUAGAUCGUGCUGACUUGAUGCUCGUUUGGACGGUACAUAGAUAUGUUUGACAAAAAGUCUGCCAACUGUACGCUGGCAGAGUCACAGAAGAACAUUUUUUUUUUUAAUAUUGGACAAUGUGCUAAAUAAAGCAACAUAGUGGGAGCGAGGCGACAGCGAACUGUUGUCCCUUGGCGUAUGAGGCUCAUCAUGCUUCCUGGGGGUGUAGUCCUGGUGAACAGGAGUUGAGGAAGCAUCCGUUGAUAGUCUAGGACACCAAGUAGCAAACCUCCAAUUAUCUAAGAAUUGUUUCGGGAGUAUUGCCUAUGAUAAGCACAAUCGAGCUGAAAUUUGUAACUUUGCUA
This is a messenger RNA of Fusarium verticillioides 7600, 2927 nucleotides long. RefSeq lists its product as hypothetical. The record is from RefSeq and is a predicted model, not a curated record. The transcript has 2 exons. Lineage: Eukaryota; Fungi; Ascomycota; Sordariomycetes; Hypocreales; Nectriaceae. Bases 1215 to 1613 code for a protein of 132 amino acids.